AUGUUCCAACUGACGCCUCCAACACCGCUGUGUCCAUGCGGCUGGUACGCCGAUCCAGAACUCCGCAUCUUCGACAACAAAUAUUACCUCUAUCCCACUGUCUCUACCGCAUACGACUGCCAGAAGUACUUUGAGGCAUUCGUCUCCACAGACCUAGUGACCUGGAUAAAUGUCGGGCGCAUCCUUGACUUCAAAGAUGUACCAUGGAGCACCAACCGCGCAGCCUGGGCGCCCUCAGUCGGCUGCAAAGACGGCAUCUACUACCUCUACUUCUCAGCCGGGGAUGGUGUGGGCAUUGGUGUGGCGUCUUCAAGAUCGCCUGAGGGUCCGUUUGUUGAUGUCCUCGGGAAGCCCUUAAUAGGAGGAGAGAUGUUUGGAGCGGAGCCAAUCGAUGCAAUGGAGGGCAUUAGAGAGAUUCCGCUCGAGCAGGAAUACGUGGAAGGUCCGUGGAUGAUGAAGAGGCGGGGGAUGUAUUAUUUCAUGUAUAGUGUCGGUGGAUGGGGUGACUCGUCCUACGCUGUCAAAUAUGUCAAAGCAGACAAUCCACUUGGUCCCUUCGACGGCCCAGCCAAGAUGAUCCUCAGUAGUGAAUUAGCUAUCGGCACAAGCACUGGGCACAACAGCGCCUUCAACAUUGGGGAUGAUUACUACAUCGUCUACCAUCGACGGCCCAUAGAUGAUUAUGAGCGCGAUCACCGCGUUAGUGUGCAUUGA
Paracoccidioides lutzii Pb01 is the source of this 714-nucleotide messenger RNA. RefSeq lists its product as hypothetical. Gene Ontology annotation, molecular function: hydrolase activity, hydrolyzing O-glycosyl compounds. The transcript is spliced from 4 exons. The coding region runs from base 1 to 714 and encodes 237 amino acids. The record is from RefSeq and is a predicted model, not a curated record. Gene Ontology annotation, biological process: carbohydrate metabolic process.